Nematolebias whitei (Rio pearlfish) is the source of this 1512-nucleotide messenger RNA. RefSeq names its product vesicle amine transport 1-like (gene vat1l). Gene Ontology annotation, molecular function: oxidoreductase activity. The transcript has 9 exons. Bases 8 to 1252 code for a protein of 414 amino acids. NCBI's taxonomy places the organism in Eukaryota, Metazoa, Chordata, Actinopteri, Cyprinodontiformes, Rivulidae. The record is from RefSeq and is a predicted model, not a curated record.
CUUCGACAUGGCUAAAGAAGGAGCAGACAUGACGGAGGAAACCGAGUUCAUGAUAGACAGAAACGUGGGGCAGGAGACCGUGAGCGUGGAGUCACGUGCUGGGAACGCCAAAGAAAUGCGCGCAGUGAUGUUAACGGGCUUUGGAGGUCUGAACAAAGUCCGGGUGAGCAGGAAGGCAAUGCCCGAGCCUCAGGAUGGAGAGGUCAAGAUACGCGUCAAAGCCUGUGGCUUGAAUUUUCUGGAUUUGAUGGUUCGACAGGGGAACAUCGACAACCCUCCAAAAACCCCCAUCGUCCCUGGAUUCGAGUGCUGUGGCAUAGUGGAGUCGGUGGGGGGAAACACAGAGGGAUUUGAGAUUGGAGACAAAGUUAUGGCGUUUGUGAACUACAAUGCUUGGGCGGAGGUGGUUUGCACACCAGUGGAUUUUGUCUACAAGAUGCCAGAUGAAAUGACGUUUGCAGAGGCGGCAGCAUUCUCCCUAAACUUUGUGGCUGCUUAUAUGAUGCUCUUUCACGUUGCCAGUCUGCAAGAGGGAAUGUCAGUGCUGGUCCAUUCAGCAGGAGGCGGCGUGGGACAAGCUGUGGCUCAGCUGUGCGCCACCGUGCCAAACGUAACCGUGUUUGGGAUCGCCUCCUCUUUCAAGCACGCAGCCAUCAAAGACUCUGUGACUCACCUCUUUGACAGAAACGUGGAUUACAUACAAGAAGUCAAAAAGAUUUCUCCAGAUGGAGUUGACGUUGUUCUGGACUGCCUGUGUGGAGAGAACACAGGGAAAGGCCUGAGUCUGCUGAAGCCUCUGGGGACCUACAUUCUCUACGGCGCAUCGAAUAUGGUCACUGGGGAAACAAAAAGUUUCUUCAGCUUUGCAAAAUCUUGGUGGCAGGUGGAAAAGGUGAAUCCUAUUAAACUGUAUGAGGAGAACAAGGUCAUAGCAGGAUUCUCACUCCUCAACCUCCUCUUCAAACAAGGGAGAAGCAGUCUUGUGAAAGCAGUGAUGGACAAACUCUUGUGCCUUUAUAGACAGAAGAAGAUCAAACCUGUAGUGGACUCUCUGUGGGCACUGGAGGAGGUUAAAGAAGCCAUGCAGAGAAUUCAUGACAGAGGCAACGUAGGAAAACUCAUUCUGGAUGUUGAAAAGUCUCCAACUCCUCUGAUGGCCAGUGACAGUACAGAGACCAGUGAGGCAGGAGAGGAAGAAGAGGAGCCAGAGGGAGACAAUGACAGCAAGGAGCGAAUGCCCUUCAUUCACUAGAGCCAACAAAACGCCAACUGAGUUCACAUAGAGACUGGAGCGUGCACAGAUUCACCACAGAGGAACACAACCACAUGAGUGUAUACCUGCAUGUCCACUUUGCCUAAAUACUAUAUGAAUGUACAGUACAUGCUUGUUCUUGUUGUUUGUUAACUGUUAGUUUGUUGAUCAUGCAAACGGGAUGUGAAGAAUUACACACUUGUAGCCCCGGAGCCAUUCUGAAGCCAGUAUUUUACUUUUUACAGUGAUUUCAUGUAAUG